This is a messenger RNA of Salvelinus sp. IW2-2015, 3253 nucleotides long. Its product is annotated as probable E3 ubiquitin-protein ligase MID2. Gene Ontology annotation, cellular component: microtubule. Gene Ontology annotation, biological process: protein localization to microtubule. NCBI's taxonomy places the organism in Eukaryota, Metazoa, Chordata, Actinopteri, Salmoniformes, Salmonidae. Gene Ontology annotation, molecular function: microtubule binding. The record is from RefSeq and is a predicted model, not a curated record.
AAGGGUGUUGUUAGAGAUGUGUAAAUGUUAUGUUCUCUGUCAUAAAACUCACAGCAUUAUUCACAAUAUCCUAGUUUUGAUGUUCAUCUCAGACACUUGACCUGAGGCUGAUUGUCCACCUGUCUUUCUUCUGCUGCUGAUGUCAAAUGAUGAUGAUGUGUGCUAAACCUAGAGAACCUCUGUGAAGCUAAACGACUCUCCUCCACCUCUCUUCCAGGUCAGCCUUUUAAGCUGGACCCGAAGACGGCCCACAAGAAGCURCGUCUGUCCAACGACUGCCUGACCAUGGAGAAAGACGAGAGCUCCCUGAAGAAGAGCCACACGCCAGAACGCUUCAGCAGCACGGGGUCGUACGGAGCAGCAGGAAACGUCUUCAUCGACAGCGGCUGUCACUACUGGGAGGUGCUGCUGGGCGCCUCCACCUGGUACGCUGUGGGCGUGGCUUACAAGUCAGCCCCUAAGAACGAGUGGAGUGGUAAGAACUCCUCCUCCUGGGUGUUCUCCCGYUGUAACAACAACUUCAUGGUGCGUCACAAUGGCAAGGAGAUGCUGGUGGAGGCCAGCCACCAGCUCCGACGUCUGGGAGUCCUUCUGGACUACGACAACAACUCCCUGUCYUUCUACGACGCCAUGAACUCCCAACACCUGCACACCUUCGAGGUCAGCUUCCUGCUCCCCGUGGCGCCCACCUUCAUGAUUUGGAACAAGUCAGUGAUGAUCCUGUCGGGGCUUCCGGUGCCGGACUUUGUGGACUGCCCUGAGGAACACCAGGAGGGGAUGACGACCCUGUGCCGCCAGCAGGAGUCACCCUACGUGUCGGGUAUGAAGGGCUGUCACUGAGACCGGGACUGGGGCUGCGACUCGGCCUGUUGUCACAGAGACGGCUGAGAUUGGGGUCGUUGUCACGGAGACCGAUGAGGGCUUGGACUGGACUCACUGGACUGGGCUGGGUUUGACUCACUUACUUCCUGGGUUUGUGGGCCAAUGGGGAUGAAUCUUCCUCAUCCUCUGCUUCCUGCUUCCUCCUUCCUCAUUUUCCCCCAGCUCUCCUCUUUUCUCGUCAUGGAUGGUUUCAGUUACAAUGCCUACUAGUUGUCUCAGUGUGACGAUGUGUUUUGUUGUUUAUGAUAUUUACAAAUCAWCACAGAAGCUUGACUUGCAUUAUGUGACUACUAGUCUUGUAUUAUAAGAAACUUUAUUAAUCAUGAUUGAUUAGAGGAGAAUGUUAAUUAUUUAUGAAUAAUAMGUUGGUUUGCUUUAUAUAUUUACAUUUAUUUCCCUAGUGUGUAAAAAAAAAAAAGACAGAAAAUGAAUUUGGGCAGGAUUGUUCUUCCUCUAGAAAGCAGAGUGAAUUUAUAUUGUAUAGAAAAGGGAUAUGAUUAUGAUGUUUAUGCGAUUCUUAACACAGUCAAAUUUACAAAACUGACGGAGAAAAAAAGUUCACAAAGUUGAAUAUUCAGGGAGGAGACGGUUAAAACAUUUGAUUUGCUAUCGGUUUUGAUGUCAUAGCAUGAUAUGUCUUUCCUCUGUGAUUGGUUCACACUUCAUGUUUUGUUUGGUUUUGUUUUGUCGAAAAGCAUGCUGCAUUAUGGGAUCCCACUUAAACCUUCUGGUUCACAGGUUAUUCUAUAUACACUCUAUCUCCUUAACCCUUUACUGGUUCACUUCCUGGUUAUCAUGAGGCACUCCCUGACUCCUGACCAAUAGAAUCCCUCACAGUCACUACGGAGCUCCACCACCUGCCCUCACAUCCAAUCACUGGUCGAGGUUUACCUACUACAGAGAGGUGUGUUAUUGUUGAUUGUUCCCCGUAUAUAAAGUCCCAAGACAAUGUAGACCUGUUAUUUUCUUAUAGAAAUCAUUUGAUUUUCAUUCAAGAAAAUCACAUAUUAACCUUCACCAGAUAUGGAGAAGAGAAGACCAUACAAAUCUAUGACAUUUUCAUCAAAAAGUUAAGCGUUACAUAAUCAUAUAUUUAUUUGGGCCUGCUUUUUAUCAGUUGGUGGUGUAGAUUAUAAAUAUGAUUAUCCUCUGAUUGAUAUUCAGGGAUUGAAUACAUAGUGGRUCUGAUCAAGACAAUCAAUAGUAUAUUAUUAUGCAGGCAGGUUUAAAACAUAACAAGGAGUGUGUAACAGGAAAACCGAUGAACUAUAGCAUAACGUAAUACUUGAGAUACUAACUGUUACUUACUGAAAACGAACGGGUGCUUUUAUUUUUUACAGUGAUUUAAUAAAAGUAGUAGUGAAGAUAUUGGGAACAGACAGACUCAUUACGACUGGUCAUSCCACCGUUCUGAUGGCAGUGGUUCCAUCUCACUCCACACAUCAGUGGCUUUACGCCGCGUCCCCAAAUGGCACCCUAUUCCCWAUAUAGUGCACAACUUUUGAAAGUCAAAAAAGAAUGCGCUAUGUGGGGAAUMGAGUACCAUUCAAUCCAGCCUUAGUUUUCCCGUUCCAUUUCCUGUUUUUUUGUUUUUAAGUUCCUGUUUUUAAUUGAAAGCACAAACUACCCAAUCUGGCAGAUGUAUACUUGGCAGAGUGAGAGUUGGAGACAGAGAGACAGAUAUAUGAAUGGAUCUGUAACUUAACUGCCGGUGAGUCCUGAGUACCGUUAUAGACCUAAAGACGACAGCGAUGCAGCCGCAUGGCSAGGGUCUUCUGUUUUAAAGAGCUGGCUGAAUACUGGACUCUAAUAAUCAGAGGUCUUUUAAAUAACACUGCUUUGAUUAUAACAGGUGGCAACACUUCACUGUAGWCCCCUUUUAUGUAUGCAUUCGUAAAGCCUUUAUAACWGCUACAUAAGACAUAACAUCAGUYAUAUGCCGUUAUUAAGGGUAAUACAAAGGUCACAGAGCUGGAUAAAGAGGUUGUUCUCUUUUCUUUAGUCGGGCAGCAGAUUUGUGAAUGUUAACAUUUCUUGAAUUCUCAGAAAGCUGAUCAAGAUGAAGUAAACAGAGGUGGAAAGCUGGCUGUUGAUUUCUGAGCUAAAACUGACAAGCUCAAUUCAUUUGUACAAGAAGUGCAUUUGACUUGGGAGUCACCUACCGCAUGCAUGAUAAAUGUGUCUCUGAUCUACUUGGUCCAUACAGUCUGUGUAUCUCAUGAAAGUUUUAUAGAAACAGAUUAAUAACAAAAUGUCUAUUUGAAAUAUACAACUUUAUUGAGACGUCUGUGUUCAUGCAUAUCAUUCAGRUAGUUUUUGCUGUGCUUUGUGCUACUACUACCGGUCAAUAAACAUACUAAGAAUAAUUGAC